Molecule: messenger RNA, 5125 nt
Organism: Pristis pectinata (smalltooth sawfish)
Lineage: Eukaryota; Metazoa; Chordata; Chondrichthyes; Rhinopristiformes; Pristidae
Product: regulator of G-protein signaling 3-like
Source: RefSeq, a predicted model, not a curated record
AUGAAUUCGGCAAAGCCGCUGCCAGAUGACAUGAAACAACCCAAUCCAAGUUCAGCAGUGUACCCGAGUGUUGGUCAGGCAGAGCGACCCCACGCCAGUGUGCGCUGCGCUCUGGAGGAAGGAAGCGCACCGACACUGCGCCACGUGGGAAUCGUUGCGCAGAAAGAUCCCACGAUCCGCAACGCGAAUAAUCGUUCCGUACAUAAUUACAUCGAGAUAGUAGAAAAUAAACAGAGUGCAGAAUAUAGUUUUGCAAAUGCAGAACGUAGCAUCGCAACCAGAUCACCAGGGGACAGCUCAGUCGGUGCUGGAGACGCACUGCAGUCAGAGGCUGGUCUGAUCGCAAGCAGCCAGCUGGCAGCAAGGGAGGGCUGCUGUCAGAGGGAACUGCGGACCCUGGGGUGGCCUUCCACCAGCAUCUGCCGGGGCUUGGGCUCCCGAUCUGAUGUGCCCAGCGCUCGGCUUGUGGGCUUUGUAUCCAGGAGGGCACCGGUGCCCAGACUGAUGGCAUCUCUCGUGGUCUCGGCUCUCGUGUUGCCAAUGCCGAAGGGCGAGGGAGGAGGAGUCCUGCGGAAGGUGGGCUCCGAGAGCUGCCUGCUCGACUGCCAGACCACGCCGUGGCCCCACCGGCUCCUCCGGCGCCGCAAGCACCCGGUGGCGGCGGCUGAGCCGGCUCCGGGUGCGGGGCAGCCGGUGGUGAUCCCAGAGGUGCGGAUCCAGAGGGAGUACAGCCUGAGCGUGGACACCCUGCACCAGCUGGCGGCCGGCAGCCCGGACGAUUCAGACGCCGAGAAGAGCAGCGAGAGCCUGCGAGAGCCCAACCGCCUGGGCGUGGGCGAGCCGGCCAUGUGGCGGACCUACAGCGACGGCAACCUGUCCCGGGCCAGCAGUGAGAGCCGGCCCUUCGCCUCCAGCCACCAGCUCAGCAGCAAGCAGAAGGCAGAGAGCGGCUGGAGCCUCCCUUCGCCCAAGACCCUGCGCAAGGAGCGGGCGUUGGGCCGAGUGGCCGCGGCCAAGGAGCACCUGCGCUCCCUCUUCACCGGAUCCCGCAAGCACCUGGCCUCCAGCGUGGAGUCGGACCUGGGUCUGGACUGUUCCGAGACCGACAGCCGGAUCCGGCGGAAGAAACCCCUGACGAGUCGCCUGGGCUUCCUGCAGCGGUGGAACGACUCCGGUGGGCUGAGUGAGUUGGACUCUCUGAGGCCGACAGCGGAGGAGGCUCAGCAGUGGGCAAAGUCCCUGGACACAUUACUGGCUCAUCGAUGUGAGUACGGGGUCCGGGGUGAACCAGUGCAAGGGUCUGUGCAGCACAGUGCACGGGGGGGAGCGACCCGAGCUCGCCCUGUGUUACGUGGGGCUGGUGGCCGGCCCUGCAGUGGGGUAGAGGCCCCCUCUGCUGGCGGUGAGCUGGUACUGCCGAGCCUCCUGGGGACCAACGCAGGACGUUGCAGGCUGGGUUACCUCUGGCUUGGGCGUCUGCUCCUCUCCCUACAGACGGGCUCCAUCGCGUUCAAGGCCUUCUUGCACACAGAGUUCAGCGAGGAGAACCUUGACUUCUGGCAGGCUUGCGAAGACUACAGGAACACCAAGUCCUCAGGCAAACUCGCCUCCAAGGCCAGGAAGAUCUUCUCCGAGUUCGUCACCAUCCACGCCCCCCGGGAGGUCAACCUGGACUCCUCCACCCGGGACGCGACUUCCGUCAACGUCCUGAGCCCCAGCCGCACGACCUUUGACCAGGCCCAGAAGCGGAUCUUCAGCCUGAUGGAGACGGACUCGUACCCUCGCUUCCUGCGCUCCGAGCUCUACCAGAAACUGGCCAAUCCCAGGCAGCUGAACGGCCUGGACUAGGCGGAGUUAUCAGAGGAGCAGGGGGUGUCGUCGCCGAGCGGGGAGGGGCCUGGCUGGGGCAAGAGGUCCCGAUGACCACCCCCACCCCACCUCCUGCAUGGAACACACCCCGACCCCCCCACAACACCCCGAUUCGCCGGGACGUCUUCAAACCCCCCCCCCACCCCCCACCCCCCUACACACCCCUCCCUCACCGGCAGGGAGGGAGAGACUGACCCAGGAGCUCCUCCGCGCCAUUGCCAAGGCGACUGUGUGCAGACCACCCAAGAUGGCCGACGGCGGAAAGGGGGAGCAGGAGAGCAGCGGGAACGUGAUGCCUCACCAGGCCAAGGAGCCGGCUUAUUUAUUGCGGGGUCUCACGAGGAGAUUUGUCGGUGGGAGCGGUGGGGGGGGUGGGUGUGGAAUCCGUUCUCUUUGUCGGAGGGAUGGAGGGCGAUCAGCUCCCUCCCUGGUUCUCUGGGCUCUGAGGUGACCGAUGAUAAGGGCGAUGUGGGACUCCCAGAGAGGUCAGGAGUUGUCCCAGGGGCCGGGUAGGUAGUUUGGGAGCAGAGGGGUGGGGGCAUCCUUUCUCCCCCUUACGUGUGUGUGUGUGUGCGCUCCUAAUGCAUGGACUCGAGAUUCUCCAAACCAUGAUGGGUACUGUAUGGUUGUCAAUGGAUAUGAUGGGCUCAAGGGCCUGGUUCUUUGCUGUAUCACCAUCCCAGAAUAUUCCUCCUCCACUCAGAGCCAGGCGUGGGUCCGGAAUUCCGGGGAUUCAGUGGGGCCUUCUCAUCUUUCAAGGGAGCUCUGAGCACUUCCUGAGUCUUUCCCUCUGCUCCCCGCCUGUCCCCCCCCCCCCCCCCCCCCAGUGACCCACGGGGAGAGCUGGGAUGGAUGUUUGGCUCCGGGAGCCUGGCGUGGGGCAGGUGAUCGAUGGGGCUCGGGGUGGGGUGGGUGUGCGGGUGACUGAGGGUAACUGGGGGCUCAGUGCUGGGGCGGCUGGGCUGGGGGAAGCGCUGAGUUUACUCGGGUGGAUCCUGAGGUGACCUGAUCCCAGGGAAAGAUGGGGAUUCUGACUGGGAUUCUGUGGUGGGUUCCUUUGGUGUUGUUGGGUCCUGGAUGGAGCUGGUGUCACUACAGCCACCUUAAUUCCCCACAAUUACCCCGUAAUUCCUCACAAUACCCAUUAAUUCCCUACAAUUACCCCUUAAUUCCCAACAAUUACCCCUUAAUUCCUCACAAUUACCCCUUAUUUCCCCACAAUAACCCCAAACUCCACCCCAAACACUGCCCUCAAGCUCCUUCCUCCCCCCUCCAACCACAUUACCACCGUCCCCACCCCCCCACCACCCCCCCCCCCCCCCCCCACUGACCCCCAGCUCUCUGGAUCGGGAGCCAGUGUUUGUGGUAAAACAACAUCUGACAAAGUGGGAGUCACUGAAAAGCGAGCUGGCAGGAGUUCAGGGCCGGCAGGUUCGGCAGGUGCGAAAGGACAAGCUGGUGAGGUCACAGAACCUUGGACGACAAAGGGUGUUGGAGAUCUGAUCAGGAGAAAUGAAGGAGGGCGUGGUACGUGCAGGCAACUGGAUUGAGAGGGGUCUCUUGAGGAAUACAGAGUGUCGGAGAGAGGGAAUAAAUUUGGAGGGCAGAAAGAGGCCAUGAAAUACCCUUAGCACGUAAGAUUAAGGAGAAUCCUAAAUUGGUAUUGGUACUGAUUUAUUAUUGUCACUUGUACCGAGGUACAGUGAAAAACUUGUCUUGCAUACCGAUCGUACAGAUCAAUUCAUUACACAGUGCAGUUACAUAGAGUUAGCACAGAGUGCAUUGAGGUAGUGCAGGUAAAAACAAUAACACUACAGAGUAAAGUGUCACAGCUACAGAGAAAGUGCAGUGCAGUAAGGUGCAAGGUCACAACAAGGUAGAUCGUGAGGUCAGAGUCCAUCUCAUUGUAUAAGGGAAUCAUUCUAUAAGGAGGAAGAGGGGAGCCCAGGAAAGAGUGGGUCCUCCUAGGGACCAAGAAGGUUCUCAAUGUGUGGAGGGAGGGGACUUGGGUGACGUCCUAAAUCAAUAUGUCUGUAUUCACCAAGGAGAAGGAUGUGGAGGAGUGAGUUUGGGGAGGGAUGCACUGAUAUUCUGGAGCAAGUGUUUAAGAAGGUGGGGGUGUUACAUGUCUUGGAAUGAAUACAUGCUCGGGGGCUGGAAGAGAUCCAUCCCAGAAAAACAUCCAGCUCUGUUGCAGGGAGGAGAUUGCUGGGGCCCUGUUGGAGAUCUUUGCAUCUUCGUUAGCUACAGACGAGGUACAGGAAGACUGCAGGGCAGCUGGGAUAAGCCAGCAAACUACAGGCCAGUGAGCCUUGCGUCAGUGGCGGGGAAGUUAUCGGAGAAAAUCCUAAGGGACAGGAUUUAUGUGCGCUUGGAAAGGCAGGGGCUGAUUGAUGGCAGUCAGCGUGGCUUUCAGAGGGAGAAAUCUCACCUCGUGUACUUGACUGAGUAUUUUUGAGGAGGUAACAAAGGAGAUCGACGAAGGCAGGGUGGUAGGGCAUUUAACAAGGUCCCAUGUGGUAGGCUGGCUCAGAAUGAUAAAGCACAUCGGAUCCAGAGGGCUCAGAAUGAUAAAGCACAUCGGAUCCAGAGGGAGCUGAGGUGCAAGGAUUUUUACACAGAUAUCUGGAACGCUGCCAGAGGGGUUGUCAGAUGCAAUCACUACGUUUAAGAGACAUUUAGACAUUACAUAGGCGAGACACAGAAGGAAACGGUCCAAAUGCAGGCAAAUGGGAUUAGGGUAGAUGGGCAAGCGUGGAUGUGUUGGGCCAAAGGGUCUGUUUGUGUGCUGUACACCCCGUGACUCCCCUUCUCCCAACCACAAUACCCCCACAGGCUUUCUUCCUCUUUCCCCCAUGAAACCACUGCAUCCACCGAUACUUCCUCUCCCUCCUCCUCCCCUCCCCACAGCAGUCCUCUGCCCCCACCCUCCCACCUCUGACUGUUGACCAUUCACUCGGGGUGCUGGGAAGUGGCCUCGCACUGUGCCACUCACUGAGAUCAGCGUCUGGGACUCACGCCUGAUCAAUGAGUGCAGCCCUCCCCGUCUCCCCACACCCCCGCCAUAUGCUCUUGAAACACCCUGGGUCAGAUUGGACCCAAGAGUCCGCAGCUUCCCCCUUGCCCACCUGCUGUUGUGUGGCAGAGGAAGAGAGGGGUAGGGAUGGGGAUGGAGGGAGCUGGGUCCGGCAUGAGACGAGUUCUGAGAACAGAGAUUGUCUGCUACCAUGUACAUUAAAAUAAAAAACUACAUAAA